This is a messenger RNA of Aureobasidium subglaciale EXF-2481, 508 nucleotides long. RefSeq lists its product as uncharacterized. Bases 6 to 275 code for a protein of 89 amino acids. The record is from RefSeq and is a predicted model, not a curated record. The transcript has a single exon. NCBI's taxonomy places the organism in Eukaryota, Fungi, Ascomycota, Dothideomycetes, Dothideales, Saccotheciaceae.
CACAAAUGCCUUCUGCUGUCGUGUCUUGUUUGAUCAUGUCCGCUUCGACAGCGGUAUCGGAUCGCGAUGAGCUUGGAUCUGGUGCUGUUAUGUCAUCAGAAUUCUGUGGACUCUAUUGGAUUACGAGAACAGGUAAAAGAAGUGGACUGUCAAGAUAUCGUGCUCGGUUGCAUUCCUCGACCGCUUCACUGGUCAGCCUAAAUCACGAGCUCGACUACGACAUGCCCUGCGGCUUGCAUCGCUUCGCCCUCUCUUCUCAAAGUCAAACGGAGUGAUAUGUUGACUAGAUGAGAUGGCUCAGCAUGAUGACCACAUCGACAUGGCCUGAUGCUUGGGAUCUUCGACGAUACGACAUUGAAAGCGGAGUCGGCAGGCCUUGCGAACGGAAGUUGCGGACGAGAGAGAGAUGCCACGGUACUGAAAAUGCAUUGCGUCCACUCAACCGUUGCGCUUAUAGUAGUCUCGUGAACAUACACAUGACCCCGUGUUCUUGAGACCCUCGAUAUAG